AUGUUUUCAAGGGUAGCUUCUCUUUCAACAAAAACAAAACAACAUAAAUUAGAACGAUUACGACCACCGUCACCAUGGACAAAUGAUCUUGCUGAUGAAGGAGUUGCUAUUUUUGUUGUUGAACGUCGUUUACCAAAAAGAUUAACGGAAAAAUCUAUUGCACAAUUACAUAUAACUACAGCACAAAUGAAACUUUUCAAUAUUCAUCAAAAAAUAAUAUUAUCUAUUCCAUCUCAUCAUAUUAUUGCUUGUUAUUACGUUGAAUAUGAAAACGAUCAUAUUGUCACAAUGAAAUAUGUUUCAGCAAGAGAUAAAUCAUCUACUAUUGAAUUAAUUAUUUUUCUAUUAAACGAUCGAUAUGAAGCUGAUGAAUUAUGUUCAUCAAUGGAUUUUUGUUUUCGCGCAAUCUUUAUAGCUAAUGAACAAAAUUCUGAUAUAAGAAAAAAAUUAUCGUUACUCACUUUAUCACUUUCAUCAGCCCAGCAAUUACGUAAUUCAUUUGAUUCAACAACAUCUUCAACACCAUCAACAAUUCGUUCUUUAUCAUUAGCAUCAGCUUCUUCAGCAUGUGUUAUUUCACCUGAGGCAUCAACGAUUGUUGAUGAUGGCUUAUCAACUCCACGUCGAAGACAUCGACGAUCACAUCAUCGACAUGAUGAUAAAUCCUCAAAUAAAUCUUCAACGAAAUCAACAUCACAAAUUAUUCAAAAUUAUCUUCUUAAUUUACAACUUGAAUUAAAACCUAAUGAGUUAGCUGAAUUUGGAAAAUUACUAACUGAAUGGCAAUCAAAUCAAUUAAGUACAAAACAAUUUGUUAAACAAACAGCUCAUUUAUAUGGAGAAUCUCGAAGAAAUUUACUUGACGGUUUGCAUGAUUUUGUGCCAGUCGAUGAACAAACAUGGUUUCUUGAAUAUUUAAAUAAUCUCAAAUCGACAUCAUCAUCAUUAUUGAGCAGUAAUGAAUCAUUACAAGAUGUUGACACUUUCUGA
This is a messenger RNA of Rotaria sp. Silwood2, 990 nucleotides long. Lineage: Eukaryota; Metazoa; Rotifera; Eurotatoria; Philodinida; Philodinidae. The record is from the annotation of a GenBank genome assembly.